Messenger RNA from Galdieria sulphuraria, 1611 nucleotides. Its product is annotated as chorismate synthase. The transcript is spliced from 2 exons. The record is from RefSeq and is a predicted model, not a curated record. NCBI's taxonomy places the organism in Eukaryota, Rhodophyta, Bangiophyceae, Galdieriales, Galdieriaceae. The coding region runs from base 48 to 1430 and encodes 460 amino acids. Gene Ontology annotation, molecular function: chorismate synthase activity; FMN binding. Gene Ontology annotation, biological process: aromatic amino acid biosynthetic process; chorismate biosynthetic process. Gene Ontology annotation, cellular component: cytosol.
UGUCAAGAAAUCCAAUUUGAAGAUUUGCUUUGCAUAUUUUUCAUGAAAUGAAAAGACGGUCUCACCAUCAUCAUAUGCAAACCUUAAAUGGUUCCAACCAGUAUACGAUGAACUCCUUAAAUAGAAUACCUACCUUUUGGAUAUCUCUUCCUCUCAGUUAUGUUAGUAGUUAUACCAACUCUUUAUGUGGUUCCACAGUUUUCAUCACGAGACGAUGGGACAGAGUCAACAAAAGUAAAUAUUGUCUACGCAGCUCUUAUCGCAAGCUACUUCAUACAAGGUUGUAUAUGGGGAAUGGAAAUAGUUUUGGACGUUGUUUUCGAAUCAGUACUUGGGGCGAAUCACAUGGAGCAGGUGUUGGUGUGACAAUCGAUGGUUGUCCUCCACAGUUGCCACUCACAGUAGAUGAUAUCCAAAAGGAACUGGAUAGAAGAAGGCCCGGUCAAAGUAGAAUCGUUACGCCUAGAAAAGAACAAGAUGAAGCCGAAAUCUUAUCCGGUGUCGUGGAUGGCCAGACGAUUGGUACUCCUAUAGCAAUACUUGUUCGCAAUCAAGAUCAAAGACCUCAAGAUUAUGACACCGUUGCAGUUAAAUAUCGUCCAUCUCAUGCAGAUGCCACUUAUGAUGCCAAAUAUGGAAUUAGAGCUGUAGCUGGUGGUGGAAGGUCUUCUGCCAGAGAAACUAUUGGUAGAGUUGCAGCAGGUGCAGUAGCUAAGAAAAUUUUGGCUACUUAUUGCAAAAUGGAAAUUCUGGGUUAUGUUCAAAGAGUGAAAGAUAUUUCUGCUCAACAUUUGGAUCCCAAUCAAGUUACUUUGGACCAGAUUGAGAAGAAUAUGGUUCGUUGUCCCGAUGAACGAGUAGCACAAGAAAUGAUCGAGUUGAUAGAUAAAGUAAGGCGUAGUGGAGAUUCUUUAGGAGGUGUUGUAGAGUGUAUCGUAAGAAAUGUUCCUGCAGGUUUAGGUUCUCCAGUAUUUGAUAAGUUGGAAGCGGAAUUAGCAAAGGCUUGUAUGUCACUUCCUGCUUCCAAAGGUUUUGAGAUUGGUUCGGGUUUUAGUGGGACGUAUAUGACAGGUUCUGAACAUAACGAUGAGUUUUAUAUAGAUUCGGAUGGCCGUACCCGUACACGAACGAAUCGUUCAGGUGGUAUUCAAGGUGGUAUAUCUAAUGGAGAAAAUAUUAUUUUGAGAGUUGCUUUCAAACCGACGAGUACAAUUGGCAAAAUUCAAAAAACAGUGAGUAGAAGUGGAGAAGAAGUGGAACUGAGAGGGAAAGGUCGACACGAUCCUUGUGUACUUCCUAGAGCAGUUCCUAUGGUAGAAGCCAUGGUGGCUUUGGUUAUGGUUGAUCAACUUAUGCAACAAAGAGCCCAAAGUUUUCUUCCUUUUAGAAAAGAGUCGAUUACAUUUCAUUCUCUUGGAAAGCAAUUAUAAAGUGGAAUGAAUAAUAACGACGCUUCAUACUAUUACAAUUGUUGGUUUUUCUUUUUCCUUCCAAGUUGUUAUUCCUACUGGAGCGACUACUUUGGAAAUAUAUCUCCUUAUUUCUUUGCCAGUUUAGGCACUGCACUGGCUGUUGGUCUCUCCGUUCUCGGUGCUGCUUGGGGUAUAUUUA